Molecule: messenger RNA, 1482 nt
Organism: Morus notabilis
Lineage: Eukaryota; Viridiplantae; Streptophyta; Magnoliopsida; Rosales; Moraceae
Exons: 5
Coding region: 1-1482 (493 amino acids)
Molecular function (GO): acetylglucosaminyltransferase activity
Source: RefSeq, a predicted model, not a curated record
AUGCUAAAUAUUAGAUCCAAAAUUUUGUUUGCGGCACUGCAUUGCACACCCAACACUCCCUUGACUCGCCACGCGUUUAUUUGUGGGCUCCACUUAUUUCUCGUCUCUUAUAUCCUCCAACCUCUCUCUCUCUCUCUCUCUCUCUCUCUAUCUCACCUGCCUUCCACUCCCUUCCAACUAAGCAAAUCUUCUUCGUCUUCCUCUCUCUCUCUUGCUACUAAAACCUCUUUUAGUACUCCUACCAAUCUUAGUCACAUUGUGUUUGGAGUUGUUGGAUCGAUGAACACAUGGAAGAACAAAAGAUUCUACUCCCAAGCUUGGUGGCGACCAAACGUUACAAGGGGUUAUCUCUUCCUAGACAGACCUCCUACCAACGAGUUCUUACCCUGGCCUUCUUCUUGGCCUCCUUUUCGGGUCAACGAGGACCUCACGAAAAUGAAAACACACCCCAAUUUCUUGAAGCCAACUCAGGUGAGAAUUGCUCGUACCGUUUUGGAGACAUUUAGACAAGGUGAUCAGGACGUGAGAUGGUACGUCAUGGCGGAUGAUGACACCGUUCUUGCCGUCGAUAACUUGGUAGGAGUUCUGGCCAAGUACGACCAUACUAACAAGUUUUACAUAGGAACUAAUUCGGAGUGCGUCAAGUCGAAUUUCGAUUUCUCGUUUGAAAUGGCGUUUGGGGGAGCAGGUUAUGCUAUGAGUUAUCCUCUAGUGGCUUCCUUGGCGGGGAAGUUAGAUGCUUGUCUUGAGAGGUAUCCUAGAUUGUGGGUCAGUGAUUUCAUGUUGUUCACAUGUCUCUCUGAUCUAGGAAUUUCUCUGACUCAUAACAAUGGAUUUCAUCAGAUUGAUCUAUUUAGAGACGUAUCUGGCCUAUUGUCAUCUCAUCCACAAACGCCUUUCCUCUCCCUUCACCACAUAGACACGAUAGACCCAAUCUUCCCCGGGAAGAACCGUCCCGACUCCAUUAACCACCUCAUGAAGGCUGCAAAAUCAGACCAGUCACGCCUUCUCCAGCAGACAAUAUGUCACCACAGGCCAACCAACUGGACAUUCUCCGUCUCAUGGGGCUAUUCUGUGCAUAUCUACGAAAACAUUUUGCCUCGAAGCUUUCUUCGAAAACCCCUCGAGACGUUUAGGCCUUGGAAAAGCAUGAGGCCACCUCUCUACAUGUUCAACACCCGCUGGCCUACCAACAAUCCUUGUGAAGCUCCUCAUGUGUUCUUCUUCGACUCCGUGGAGAAUUCUACCGAAAAAGAUCAAAUUACAACGACUUAUAUUCGAGUGUUUCCUCGUGGUUUGCCUGCUUGUUCUUCCGGUGGCAACCAUUCUGCGGAUCAUAUGGCCAAGAUUCGCAUCUUCUCACCGGCUAAACUACCUUUGGAGGCUGGAGGAAGAGAAUGUUGUGACGUUGUGCAUACAUCUGGGAUGAACAUUACGGAGGUGAGAUACAGGCCAUGCAUAAAGGACGAAGUCACUGCCUAA